Molecule: messenger RNA, 300 nt
Organism: Plenodomus lingam JN3
Lineage: Eukaryota; Fungi; Ascomycota; Dothideomycetes; Pleosporales; Leptosphaeriaceae
Source: RefSeq, a predicted model, not a curated record
AUGGACCCACCACAAGGUCCCGCUGCCCGGGCCGACCGCGUAGAUAUUGACCCCACCCUAAUGGAGAAAUACCCCACCCUCAGCAAGGAAGAUAUCAAAAUCUACAUCAUGGGCGGCCGUGCCAAAGGCAAGAUAAUCCCGAAAGCCCAGGUCCUAGUGUACUAUCCGAAUACCCAAAACCCGUAUAGCUGGUGGGUACUAUCGACAAAGCCCAUCGACGGUCUCAAGCAAUUGGCUAAGGCUGUGAAAGAGUUGGAUAUUAUUCCUUUGGCAGCCCAGAAGAAGAAUGAUGAUGAAUAG